GCAUUAAUUACCACCGGGAUUUGAUCAGUACAAUUUCAGUGAUUAUUUCGCAGUGGAAGUUGUCGGCAGGAGCCCUGUAAUCGGCGUGCGUUCCAGCGACAUGGCGCCUGCUGGAUCAAGCCCAAUGUCCAUUGAAACGGCUGUGAUACACACUGGUGUCCCAAAAGUGUUGGGUUCUGCCGUGAUGCCGAUUUUUCAAAGCGCUACCUACGGGUAUUCAGGGGAUGGCAAUGAAGAUCUCGUUGCCUACACUCGCCCUGCUGAUUCUCCGAACCAUCACGCGCUUGCACGAGCGAUCGCAGCGAUAGAAGGAACAGAGGGUGCUCUGGUGACCGCGAGUGGUAUGGCAGCUAUCAGCAGUACGCUGUUGGCCCUCCUGAGGCCGGGCGACCACCUGCUCAUCCAGACUGCCACAUAUGGAGGGACAUCUGAGCUAGUGCAUCAAGAAUUGUCCUCCCUGGGAAUCGAGCACACCACUGUGGACCCAGCAGACCCUGGCAGCUGGGAGAAAGCGCUCAGAACAAACACCAAGGUGUUCUAUGUGGAGUCCAUCAGCAACCCUCUGAUCGGCGUGGCCGACAUGGAGGCAGUAGCAGCCUUCUCCCAGCAGCACGGUCUCACACAUGUAGUGGACAACACCUUUGCGACGCCAGUGCUGCUCAAGCCGGCGCGGCUGGGCUUCAUUGUCAUCCACAGUGCCACAAAGUUCCUCAAUGGCCACUCCGACAUCAUCGCUGGGGCUGUCGCCGGCCCUGCCAACUUCAUUGCAAAAGUGAGGGAGAAGAUUGUUGUCUAUGGGGGCGUCCUUGACCCGCAUGCCUGCUUCCUGCUGCAAAGAGGCCUGACAACCCUGGCCCUGCGAGUGCGCCAACAAAUCUCCUCUGCACUCGCCCUGGCUAAUUUCUUGGAGGAGCAUCCCCAGGUGGAGAAGGUGAAUUACCCAGGGCUGGAGAGUUCGCCCUUCCACGGCCUUGCGAAGCGCCUGUUCAAGGGCUCCGGCGGGGGAGUGCUGUCAUUUGAAGUGAAGGGCGGCCCAAGUGCUGCACAGGCCCUGCUGAAGGCACUGAAGCUGCCGCUGAUAGCUCCCAGUCUGGGCGGGGUGGAGUCCCUGAUCACCAUGCCAUCUUUCACAUCCCAUGAAGCUUUGGGGGUGGAAGGCCGCAAGGCUGCAGGAAUUUCCGAGUCACUCAUCAGGCUUUCGGUGGGUAUCGAGGGCACAGAAGAUCUCAUUGCAGAUUUUGCACAAGCCUUGGGUGCAACUGCAAAUGGCAACGCCAACAAUGGUGCCCUUACAAGCUUGAAGGUUUCCUGAUAGAGCAGACUCCUGUCCCAACAAUGACAGAUUGCAGCCAAUUGGCCGCUUCUUUCAUGGCAUGUGUCCUGUGAGGUACAAAAGGGCUCAAAUUUGCCGCAUGACAAGGUCUGCCACAUUGCUGUGUAUUAAUUAUCCCAAACGUCCACAACGAGCGCAGUGCUGCCGCAGCGGCUAGUCCUGUACUGACUAAACUCUUGGAGCACGUGCACCUUCUCUUUACAGACUGAGUAUUUCAAGUUGACGUUUGAGACUAAGUUUAGAUGUUCAGCCACAUGUGCACAGUGAGAAAGCACCAGGCUACUGAUCUAGCAAAAAAAUUCCGGUCACGUUAUAAAAAGUGGACGUUGAGAGAAGCGCCUCUCUUGCUUUUCACAGGUUCCUCAGCAGUGCAUACCACCAACAUUAUCAUACAUUCUUGCUUUCUCUGUCGCGGAUGGAGGGAUGUCUCAAGCAGCAUGCAGAAGCUUGAGCUGGCCAGUGUUCAGGCCAUGCUUUCUGUGUUCUUGUAGAGGCAAGCCCUUCACAGUGGCCCACAGAAUGCUCAGUGUAUCCCCAUGGGACACCAGCAGAAUGCUCUUGCCUUUGUUGCUCUCCUCCAAGGUGGCAAAGAGGGAUCGCACGCGCUCUGCAACCU
This is a messenger RNA of Coccomyxa subellipsoidea C-169, 1949 nucleotides long. RefSeq names its product Cys/Met metabolism PLP-dependent enzyme. Gene Ontology annotation, cellular component: cytoplasm. The record is from RefSeq and is a predicted model, not a curated record. Gene Ontology annotation, molecular function: pyridoxal phosphate binding; carbon-sulfur lyase activity. The transcript is spliced from 8 exons. Bases 101 to 1312 code for a protein of 403 amino acids. Gene Ontology annotation, biological process: transsulfuration. NCBI's taxonomy places the organism in Eukaryota, Viridiplantae, Chlorophyta, Trebouxiophyceae, Coccomyxaceae.